AUGCCAUCUAUGGUGGUUCUGGUGCCGCCCUUCUUCCAGCGAGAUGUCCGAGGACUGUCCCGCUUCUGUCGUUCCUCGUACGACUACCUUGGCAAUCGCAAGCAGCUGUCUCGCUUGCUCCGAGACCACCUGUCUUCGGAUCUCUGCGGGCGGCUGCUGCUCUCCCCUCCGGACGACCCACGGGUCAGUGUACGAGCCAAGUUGCGACACGCAGGCGGCUCUAUGGUUCUUCGUUGGCAGCCGGCAACCGCCACUGCCGUACACACCUUUUUGGAGAUGGCCGCCAACCUAAAUUCCCCCCGGGGUGACGUGUGUGUUCGUGGCAGCUACCUGCAUCCGGGCACCGGACUGGGGGCCUUCAUGGUGGCCCCCCUGGAGCGGAGGGGGGGGCCGGCGGCGGCGGAGGGGGCAGCGCAGGUCGGAGUGCGGUACAGUUCAACUAAUGCAACUGCCGGCGCCAUUUUCAUCCCCCGACGGGGUGACCUGGACAAGUUGUGGCUGGUAGGAGCGGCAGGUUCCCCCUUCACCGCCUCCGUGGAAAUGGCGGAGGGGGGUCCACUCACAUUUUCAUUCUUCCAACAUGUAGCCGUUACAAGGCAGGUGGUUAACCCGUUUGAGGAGGAUGAGCUGGGGUCUCAUCACGUACAAACACAUACACACGUAUACAAAUACACACAUACACGUCGGUCGCGACGGAUCAACAAGAACUGGCUCCUCAAGGGGCGUGUGGGCAGUCAGUGCGCCUCUGCGGCCGUGGGAGCGCGCGUGUGGCAUGCGGUCAGCGCCUACCUCACGGCGUGUGUGGAGGUGGACUUUGCCAGGCCCACCAGUCCUAGGUACGGCGUGGAGCUGUGCGUGGAGAAUUUUGGCCCUCUGCAGUACGAGCGCGGCGCAGAUGACGUGGCGGUGGGUCGGGCGCUGCUCCAGCGGCACGAGGCCUCCCCCCAGGACCUGGACAACUUCGCGGGGAGGGGGGUGCUGGUACGGCGCAACGCCCAGGAUCACGGAGGUCCAAGCGACCAGACUCGCGCCCAGAAGCGGGAAGUGGAGGAGGCGGCGCGGCGGCGGGUGGCUGAGCUGAUGUGA
Messenger RNA from Volvox carteri f. nagariensis, 1086 nucleotides. RefSeq lists its product as uncharacterized. Lineage: Eukaryota; Viridiplantae; Chlorophyta; Chlorophyceae; Chlamydomonadales; Volvocaceae. The transcript is spliced from 14 exons. Bases 1 to 1086 code for a protein of 361 amino acids. The record is from RefSeq and is a predicted model, not a curated record.